This is a messenger RNA of Penicillium nucicola, 1161 nucleotides long. Its product is annotated as trans-sulfuration enzyme family protein. Bases 1 to 1161 code for a protein of 386 amino acids. Gene Ontology annotation, molecular function: pyridoxal phosphate binding; cystathionine gamma-lyase activity. Gene Ontology annotation, biological process: transsulfuration. Lineage: Eukaryota; Fungi; Ascomycota; Eurotiomycetes; Eurotiales; Aspergillaceae. The record is from RefSeq and is a predicted model, not a curated record. The transcript is spliced from 3 exons. Gene Ontology annotation, cellular component: cytoplasm.
AUGUUCGGUACUCGCGCUGUUCGCUCCGGGCUUCCCCACGAUGCUACAGGUGUAUUGGUAGAGCCAAUCUGCCUUGCCACAACUUUUGCCCAACAGGGAGUUGGAUCCCCCAUGGGCCCUUAUGUCUACAGUCGCCCCAGCAAUCCCAACCGAGAGGGAUAUGAGAAAGCAGUCGCUGAUUUGGAGUCUGCUAAUCAUGCCCUGGCAUUCUCUUCUGGGAGAGCUGCAACAGCCGCCGUCAUUCAAGGCCUUUCUUCAAAGUCACACAUCGUAUCAAUGGCCAGCAUGUACAGUGGUAAUCACCGGUAUUUGACACAAGUUGCUCUGGCUUUUGAUGUGGAGGUUUCAUUCGUAGAAGAUAUUCACACUGGUCUCGCUCCGCUUCUCGAUAAACUCGGCGAGAACGUCAAACUCGUCUGGAUCGAGACUCCAAGCAAUCCAACUCUAUCUCUCGUUGAUAUCCAGACUGUGGCUAAGCUUGCUCAUCAGUGGGGUGUGUUACUUGUCGUUGACAAUACGUUCUUGUCGCCAUAUAUCCAAAAUCCUCUAAAGCACGGUGCGGAUAUAGUUCUACAUUCUGCCACUAACAACUUGAGCGGCCACAGUGACGUAUUGAUGGGAACGGUUGCGUUCAACAGCCCCGAGAUCCUCGAAACUCUCUCCUUCAUCCAAAAUACCGCUGGAAGCGUUCCAAGCCGCUUCGACUGCUGGCUCGCUCAUCGAGGCCUGAAGACUCUUCAUCUUCGCGCAUCUGCAGCUUCUCACAAUGCCUUGAUUUUAGCAAAAGCUCUUCAAGCAUCACACCAUAUUAUCAGCGUAGAUUACCCCGGUCUCGCUGAGCAUGCGCAACGAAUGCUUGCAAUUUGCCAACACCGAAAUGGAUUGGGUGGAGGUAUGAUAUCCUUCCGUAUCCGAGGUGGACUCAAAGCUGCAGAGCGGUUCUGUGCAUCAGCUAGACUUUUCACUCUGGCGGAGAGCUUGGGGGGCUUAGAGAGUCUUUGUGAGAUUCCUGCUAUCAUGACGUAUAAGGGAAUGCCGGAAGAUGUGCGUGGAGGUGCUGGGAUUUAUGAUGAUUUGGUUAGGCUUAGUGUUGGUAUUGAGGAUGCUGAUGACUUGUUGCAGGAUCUUUUGGCGGCUUUAGAGAAUGCUGCUCUUAUAUAG